Molecule: messenger RNA, 2739 nt
Organism: Thamnophis elegans (Western terrestrial garter snake)
Lineage: Eukaryota; Metazoa; Chordata; Lepidosauria; Squamata; Natricidae
Product: collagen alpha-1(XV) chain-like
Exons: 24
Coding region: 25-2469 (814 amino acids)
Source: RefSeq, a predicted model, not a curated record
ACUGCUAAGCUGCAGACAACUGCAAUGGAGACUCUUAGGGAAAGCCAGCCAUUGGGCUUCCUCUGCCUUGCCUUGCUGUUGGGGGGGCUGACUCCCCCUAGUGUUGCUCAGUACCAAUGGUGGCCCUUUGCAAAUCCGAAGGCUAGGACCACACCUGCUGUGAUUACCCAAGAGACAAAAACUGAUGUGAAGGAGUUUUCUGUCCCUACGGUCCUGAGUAGUUCCAGUCCUCAUAGCACACCAGAUACAAUUGUACAGGAAGCUACUACUACUGAACAAAUCCUGGAUUUGACAAGUUCAUCUGGUAUAACAAAGGAAGAUGCUUUUGAUAAUAGCCUUUCUGGUUCAGCCUUCUUUGAGGGCAGCGCUAUGGAAGAAGACUCUGAAUUCAUAAUUGUCCAGGGAGGUUCAAAAAUCUUGACAACUUCAGAUUACCAAUCCAUGAUCACUGGGGACACUAAAAUGACGCAGACCACAUCAGAAGUCCUCAUGACUUCGGUUCAGAAAUCCAAUAUCACAGGGGAUUCUAUGGCAAGACCAAGUAACUAUACUUCACAGUGUGUCUGUCCAGCAAUACCUGGUCCACCUGGUCCAAAGGGAGAAAAAGGUGACCAGGGUCCCCCAGGACAAACUGGAAAAAUUGGGCCAACUGGUAAACCUGGCUAUCCUGGCGUCGCAGGACUUCAGGGAGUACCAGGGCCACCUGGGCCACCUGGGCCACCAGGUUCAACUCUUCCUAAACCCCUAGACGUCACUGAUACCAAGGAUGGAGAAGACAAGAGAGUCUGUUAUGUAGAAGGGCCUCCUGGUCCACCAGGUAUACCUGGUCAUCCAGGCCAUCCAGGACCCCAAGGAUACCCAGGACCCGAAGGCCCCCAAGGUCCAGCUGGCCUCCCAGGACAUGAAGGCCAGCAGGGUGCUCCGGGGCUUCCUGGGGCUCCCGGCCAGCCUGGUGCUCCAGGAGCCACAGGACCCUCAGGGAUUCCAGGGCCAGUCGGGCCAGAGGGCCCUCCAGGAGUCACUGGCCCUGAAGGUCAUGCAGGCAUUCCAGGCCAGAUUGGGUCACCAGGAUUACCAGGCUUCCCUGGACCAGAAGGUCCUCCAGGAGCAAGUGGAUCUCCCGGAAAGAAUGGAUCAAAGGGAGAGAAAGGAGAGAAAGGAGACCGUGGUGAACUUGGGUUGCCAGGCAAACCAGGACAAACUGGAGAAAAGGGAGCUCGGGGUCCACCUGGGCUAGUAGGUCCUCCUGGGUUACCUGGUGGUAAUCAGACAAGAGCAGAGUUGAAAUCCUCUGUGAAACAGCUGGAAAAGUAUAAUUCUGAAGUCAGUGUUCAAGGACCUCCUGGCCCUAAGGGUGAAAAAGGAGAACCAGGAAAAGUGGAAUCUAGCAGUUGCUCCAAGGAUGCAAGAAGUGACAUUGAUUCUUGGAUAGCCUUGAUCUACCAAAAGAAAUUCAAAGAAGAUCUAGAGACACGUGGUCCCAACCACGGACCUCCAGGCCUCCCGGGAAAGCCCGGCCCUCCAGGCCCCCCUGGACCACCCGGUGUACUUUAUUUAAAUAGAGUGUACCCAGUCCGACCCAGGCCACAUUGCAAGCAGCCGGUGAACCAGGAUCCAUGUUUUGAUUCAGAUAUGGAACAAUCUAUGAAGGAUUCUCCUGACAAAAGCCAGAAUGGAUAUAAGCACCCCACCUGGACCUUCAGUUCAAAAGAGCUCAUGCUGAAAUCUGCUUCUUCCAUUCCUGAAGGCAGUUUGGUCUACAUCACUGAAGACGGUGAAGCUUUCUUCAAGACCCCCAAAGGAUGGAAAAAAAUUGUGAUGGAGGAUUCCGCAUUUCAAUUUGCAGCUGAUGACCCUUUGGUGCCUAUGGUAAAUAAACAGCUUGAUGAAAGAACCAUAACAAUUCCGACAAUGGCACCAACAAGCAUCCCCCAGAGGAUUCCUUCACUCCGCCUAAUAGCACUAAAUUUCCCUUUGACUGGUAACAUGAGAGGGAUUAGUGGAGCGGACCUACAUUGCCAUCAGCAGGCCCAAGAGGCAAAUCUGCAAGGAACUUUCCGAGCCUUCCUGUCCGGAGAUGCCCAAAGCCUUAUCUCAGUUGUGAAGAGAACAGACAGGAAUUUGCCACUUGUUAACCUUAAGGGUCAGCUAUUGGCAAAGAGCUGGAAUUCCCUCUUCACUAAGCAUGGAAUUUCUGAUUUCAACACCAAGGAGCAUCCCAUCUAUGCGUUCAAUGGGCUGAAUGUCAUGACCAACUCUACAUGGAUCUACAAAGCUGUCUGGCAUGGCUUGACGCUUCAGAUAAACCAUUCCAAAACUCAAGACUGUGAAAGCUGGAGAAAAGCAUCCAAAUAUUUAAGAGGACAGGCCUCUGUUCCGCUUAAGGAUGUAUUCCUCCAGGAGACCAGCUGGAGAUGCUCAGAUCUUCUGAUAGUUUUGUGUGUGGAAAAUUCUUUUGGUAGCACCUAGAAGGAACAUAUUAUUAGUCUGGCAGGGAACAAAAGAAGGCCUUAGUUACCAUCGAGGUUGGAACAGAUUGAAUGAGAGAGGCCCAUGCAUUAAAGUAUUAGGAUGCAAAGCACAUGUUGGGAAAUGAAAUGUGUAAAAAACCAAGGCCACUCAUUAUCUUACUGAAAGCUGCCAGACCUUCUUGUCUUUUGGUCUCAGUGUAUAGAUAGAGACAUUUUUUUAAAAAAAUAUUAUAUUUGCAUAUACACAUAUAUUCAUAUAUAUAUAUAU